Molecule: messenger RNA, 1563 nt
Organism: Apus apus (common swift)
Lineage: Eukaryota; Metazoa; Chordata; Aves; Apodiformes; Apodidae
Product: excitatory amino acid transporter 5-like
Exons: 11
Coding region: 34-1563 (509 amino acids)
Biological process (GO): L-glutamate transmembrane transport
Cellular component (GO): plasma membrane
Molecular function (GO): neutral L-amino acid transmembrane transporter activity; glutamate:sodium symporter activity; L-glutamate transmembrane transporter activity
Source: RefSeq, a predicted model, not a curated record
CAGGCCUUCUGGAGGAAGAAUGGCCUCUUGUCCAUGUCGAUGCUGUCGGUUGCCACCGGGUGCCUCCUGGGGUUCCUGCUGCGGGCGCUGGAGUUGACGGAUCUGGAGAAGCAGUAUUUCUCCUUUCCUGGAGAGCUCCUCAUGAGGAUGUUGAAGAUGCUGAUCCUGCCCUUGAUCACCUCCAGCCUCAUGUCCGGGCUGGCCACCAUGGACUCCAAGGCCUGUGGGAAGAUGGGGUUAAUCACCAUCACCUACUACCUUUGGACAACCUUCCUGGCAGUGACUGUUGGGAUCAUCCUGGUGAUCAGCAUCCACCCUGGAGUAGCUGCCCAGAAGGAUGACUACUCAGUGGGGAAGGUGGUGCUGAGCUCUGCUGAUGCAUUACUGGAUCUGAUCAGAAACAUGUUUCCUUCCAAUCUCAUUGAAGCUUCAUUCCAGCAGUAUCGAACUGUUAUUGUCCCUGUGGUGAAGUCUCCUGGCUUUCCCAAGAUCCCAGGGAAAUCUCUCAGUUUUAUUUACUUUGCACCUGAUGAUAAAAACCCUGAAAUCCAUCAGCCUGUUCUCCUCGAGCUGACACCAUCACCUGAGAUGACCUACAGGACCCUGCCCGGGACCAGCAACGAGAUGAACGUCUUGGGAAUCGUCAUCUUCUCAGCCACCAUAGGACUUCUCCUGGGAAAAAUGGGAGAGCGAGGAAUGCCGCUGGUCAACGUCUGCCAGUGCCUGAACGAAGCAGUUAUGAAAAUCGUCUCCAUCGCAGUCUGGUACUUCCCCUUUGGGAUUGUGUUUCUCAUUGCUGGAAAGAUCCUGGAGAUGGAAGAUCCAGAAGUGAUAGGACAGAAGCUGGGACUAUACGCCCUUACAGUAGUGUCAGGGUUAGUCAUCCACGGACUCGUCCUCUUACCUCUGAUUUUUUUCCUCAUCACCAGGAAAAACCCCUUUGCUUUCAUCCAGGGGAUCCUGCAGGCCUUGCUGAUCGCCUUGGCAACAUCUUCCAGCUCAGCAACCUUGCCCAUCACCCUGAAGUGUCUCCUGGAAAACAACGGGAUCGACCGGCGCGUGGCGCGGUUCGUGCUGCCCGUGGGCGCCACCAUCAACAUGGACGGCACCGCGCUCUACGAGGCGGUCGCUGCCAUCUUCAUCGCCCAGGUCAACGAAUACGACCUGGACUUGGGGCAAAUUGUAACCAUCAGCAUAACAGCAACAGCAGCCAGCAUUGGGGCAGCUGGGAUCCCCCAGUCGGGGCUGGUGACCAUGGUGAUCGUGCUGACCUCGGUGGGGCUGCCCACGGACGACAUCACCCUCAUCGUCGCCGUCGACUGGGCCCUGGACCGGUUCCGAACCAUGACCAACGUCCUGGGGGACGCUCUGGCUGCUGGAAUCAUCGCGCACGUCUGCGAGAAAGACUUUGCCCCAAAGCCCCCCGUGCAAGGUGCCGGCAGCAGCGCAGACAAGUGCCCCUCUGUAGAGACCUCCCACCUGCAUCCCAAAGAUAACGUGAUUGAAAUGAUUGAAGAAACUUUGUUGGAUCCAACAGCUCAUUAUAACAUCUGUCAGGUGUAG